GGUCUGACGCUUUGUCUGCAUACCUGUCCACAUCAUCAAGCCGGCUUACUGUAAGUGAGAAGCAAAUUCAACUGAAUCAUAGUACAGGAAAGACCAACGAUUUACAUGCUCGAACUGGAACUGGGAAUUUUUUUUUUAAAAUACAUCUAUUUGAAUUAUAAAACAACAAGUUAAGGAGAAGCUCUAGUAUUAGUUAAAUAUGAAAUGUCUGCGUUAAAAGUAGAUUCAAUUUUUAAUUAGGGAGAAAACGUGUAUCUUCUUAUAUAACUACAUUACUAAAAAUAUACCGGCACACGAAACCAGAGGUGCUUUUUGAUUGCAAUUGCAAGUGUACAUAAAGGUGCAUAUAUUUUAAAUCUAGGAUCUGUGGGUUUUACUAAGUAGGAUUUUAUUUAUUUAUUUAUUAUUUAUACAACAUUUAGUUUUCGUUACAGACUUUAAAAAUGGCCUUGUCUCAGCUUCAGUGUUUGGAUAAUAACCAUGUAAACUUGCGGUCCAACGAAUCCAAACCCGAAUUUUACUACAGCGAGGAACAAAGGCUAGCUCUCGAAGCUUUGUUGACGAGUGGACCGGACGCUUUCCACGAAGUUAUUAAGAAGCACAAUAUUAGGGACUUUUUAUCAGAACCAGAGCUUGAGCGGAUUUGCAAGGCGGUGGAGACUUACCAGCCAGGCUCUGAAAAAGUCAAAACAGACAAUGAAAGCGGCGAUGAGGAGACCCGAGCCUUGUCUCUGCAGUACUGGCCGGACAAAACUGAUAUUUCGAUCCCAAAACUGGAUAUUGGAUGGCCGGACUGCGAGUCUUACCGUGGGGUGACCAGAGCAAAUGUCUAUAUGCAGCCACCAAUGGAGGGACAGACGCACAUCAAAGAAGUUGUCAGGAAAAUAAUCGCCCAGGCACAGAAGGUUAUAGCUUUAGUCAUGGACCUGUUCACAGAUGUGGAUAUUUUUAAAGACAUGCUGGAUGCAGGUUUUAAGAGAAAAGUUGCGGUCUACAUCAUACUGGAAGAGAGCAACAUUCACCUUUUCCUGCAGAUGUGUGAAAGGGCAGGGAUCCACUCUGGUCACCUGAAGAACUUGAGAGUGCGCAGUAUUGGCGGGACAGAGUUUUACACUCGUUCAUCGCUGAAGGUUCGAGGCUUAAUGAGCCAGAAGUUCCUGUUUGUCGAUGGAGACCGGGCUGUGUCUGGCUCGUAUAGCUUUACGUGGACCGCAUCCAGAAUGGAUAGAAACCUCAUCACUGUCCUUACAGGACAGGCUGUGAACACUUUCGAUAAGCAGUUCCGAGAUCUCUACUUGAACUCCAAAGAAGUGAACUUCAAUACUAUUCAUCUGGUGGGAGAACCAGAGCCUGAACCUGUCCCACAGGCAGCCCCGCCACCCGUCCAAUCUGCCGAAGUAGCACGAAAGAUGAUAAGCCCCAAAUAUGCCUUUCUCAUGGCCAGUAAGCAGGAGACCGCCUCCGAAACAUCUUCCAAAAAGAACGACGACAAAGCCAAAGCAGUUCCAGAACCUGUCAAGGUCAAAGAGGAACCUCCGUCGAUCCACCCGGGACUUCUCUAUCUUGAACGAGCCUGCAUGAUUGAUUAUGUGCCAACAUGGCCAGAGCCUGAACCUGCAAGCGACGUUAUUGGCUUUAUUAACAUCAGAGACUCUAAGAAACCCAAUCAGGCACACCUGAUGAGAUCAGAGCUCUUUGAAACGUCGCAAGCAAUACGAUUCAAAGAACCUUUCACUCCAGCGCUACACCCAGGCACACAGCAUCAACCCACUCCUCAGAAAAUGCAUGCACCGAAAACUGAAUCCAAACCUUUGACAAAUGAACAACCAAAAAAACUAAACUACCAGGACAAGCCAACCCCACCGGUUCCAAAACCCAGAACUGUUCAAUUAGUAUUAAGCAGUAGUUCCCCUGAUUCUCCAGAGAUUGUCAGUAUUGUCCCCAAACCUAACAAAGUGUUAGAAACUCCAACAGCUUCAAAUGAAAAUCUGGAUAUUGCAGGGAUUUCUAACAAACCUCACAAUGCAGCCAGUCCAAAAACAGAACAGAAAGAAUCAAAAACUGAACGUGAUCUGGCAGUCUGUACAGUGGACAGUAUUGAAACUUGUGCAGAAGAGAAGGAGUGUGAGGUGGAAGAGAGCAGUGGUGGUGAAAUUAAGUCCAGUGAAUUUGUCAAUGAUGAAUCAAAUAUUUCUUCCGCCUCUGACGAAUGUUUUGAAUACAUUGACUCUGACAAGCAUAAGCAUACCCACAAUGGUGUGAGUCACCAUGAGCCAGAGGCUGCACACCAGAUAGCCAGGUUCUCCCAGUCUUUGGAGGAGUUACGGCUUGAUUCCCAAAAGAGGUUGGACAAUCACCAGGAACGAGCCAGCAAAGCAUUAGAAGAUAUUGGAAGAGUCUUGGAGAAAAGUCAGAAACAGGUUUUCAAACUCCCUCUAAUUGAUCGUCCGUAUUAUGGAGGCGGUAGGAGGCAGAAGCAGAUGUAUCAGAUGUCAGAUGGUGAAAACCGGCUGGCAAGAGGCCCGGUAAAGGUGGUGAUCGCAAAACCUGGCAGCCACCACCGGCCCACCAAGAGAGCAGCUCCAGUCAUCGGAGGGCACAAGUACUGGCAGGGCAAAGCGUACAAUUCAAGCAAGAUGGGGCCCGGCUUCUCUGUUUCCCAUGUCAAAUCAACCAGUGGGCGCAGCUCUCCCAACGGACUAACCCAGCACAAGGUGCCAGUAGAUAGCUCCAGGAUACCCUUCGGAAUCGCCUUUUCCAAACUGUCCCAGUUCAAACAUCUGAGGAACAAAAUCCCACAAAAGAGGAUGCCCCUGGACCCCUGACGCAAACCAUUUAUUAACUAGAACGGUUUUAAAAGCAUCGUCUGAUGUGUUUUUCUAAUACAUAUUUAAGGUAUUUAAACAGGGUAGAUACACUAAUAAGCAACAUCUCUUUUUUUAGGGAUGUUCUUGUGUUCCCUUUUUUUUUUUUUUUUUUAGUGGCUAGGGGAAAUCGAAUGGUUGUUUAAUUGUGGUAAGGCUCAGAAUUGAAGGUGUUGUGAAUGCUGGAGAAUAUAGGGCUAAUUGUCAAUGAACUGUACACUUGCCUGGUCAGUGCACC
This is a messenger RNA of Polyodon spathula (Mississippi paddlefish), 3102 nucleotides long. RefSeq names its product protein FAM83G-like. The transcript is spliced from 5 exons. The coding region runs from base 444 to 2825 and encodes 793 amino acids. Lineage: Eukaryota; Metazoa; Chordata; Actinopteri; Acipenseriformes; Polyodontidae. The record is from RefSeq and is a predicted model, not a curated record.